CCAAACUUAUUCCUAAUUCCUAAUAGAAAUAUACAACUGUCCCUCUCCCCAUCGUUCAAGAAAUUUCCACCGUCCUCUCCAAUUCUCCUCUCUUUCUCCCCCCCACCUUUAUAUAGAGCUCCCGUCUUCACUUCUCCCUCAUCACAAUUUCGACCAACAACGAUCUCUCUCUCAUAUUCAACAUCAAGUUCAACAGCAGUUGUUUUUUUAUUUUUGGCAUACUCGAUCGCAUUAAAGCAAUCAUCAUGUUGAUGUCAAUGUUCAGUUCCUUCGAUGCCCUCAGCGCCGAGUCCUUCGGCCAGAAGGUUGGUUUCUCAUGGACUCCGACCUCGAAAGAGGGGAAAGUCGUCGACGCUUCUAAGGGCGCUCCGUCCACGUUAAGUAACGAAAGCGCGAAGAAGGGGAAAGUUGGGAAUUCGGCGGAUGGUAAUAGCACUGGGACGUGUGACGGACGGAAACAGAAGAAGCCGCAGUUGAGGAGGCCGAGGUUCGCGCCGGAGUUGGACGGCGUGUUCUGUUUUGAAACCAUAGUCCCGUAUUAAGGGCUUGGUGUUAUCGAUUUUGUGUUAAGUCAUAUGAUUUUUUCAAUUCAAUUGUACUAAUGGUUACGAAUAUCAUUGAAAAAUUGUGUUGCUCAAUCAA
Molecule: messenger RNA, 642 nt
Organism: Rhododendron vialii
Lineage: Eukaryota; Viridiplantae; Streptophyta; Magnoliopsida; Ericales; Ericaceae
Exons: 1
Coding region: 246-542 (98 amino acids)
Source: RefSeq, a predicted model, not a curated record